GUAUUUUGCCUAGAUAGCUUUAAAAUGAAACACUGUAUAGUAAUCCGGGAUGCCAUUAUUCCAGCAUUUCUCCUGUUAGCUAUGUUUAUUGUUGGGAAUAUGGAAGCCCAGACCUGCGCGGAUACGAACCAAGGGUGUCACUUUAUCGGACAAGAUGGCGUUUUACGUUGUAACAACGUUAUACCACAUAACCCAGCAGGUGCAACAACGGUGGAAAUACGCAUAUGUGUGUUUAUGGAUAUCCACAGAGGAGCUUUCGUCCAUAAAAACUGGUCAUUCGUGGAACAUCUUUCAUUUGUGAGGAUUUCUAAUGGCAUUACAGGACAGUAUGUGUACUUUCACUCUAAUUGGCAUGCGGGAAUAAACGUGCUAUCGCGACUUGAUAUACAUUUGUCUGACGGAGGCAUGGGUUUUGAUGAUGAUGCUUUCCAUGGAAUGUCCACCUUGAACAUUCUGGAUUUGUCAAGCUCGAAUUUUUUAGAAACGGUAAUAUUCGACAACAAUAUGAAAGGAGGCGUUUCCAUUGAAUCAGGCAGUAUUACAAUAACCCAGACCAGAAGCAACACCUUUUGGAGAUGGAAGAACUUAUUCCUAAGACAUAACACACUUCGAACUCUAAAUUUUAGCUUAAUAAUACCCUACUCUACAUUUGAGCUUCUGGAUUUAAGUGAUAAUAUAAUACAUUAUAUAAACCCAAAGUUUUUCUCCUCGCUUUAUUCCCUCCGGAGUCUUUCGAUGGCGAACAAUCGAUUGAAUGACAUGCUAUUAAGUUUUAAAAGUGAUUUUGAAAAUCUAUUUGCGGCUUUGUUGAACCUUAGAAAUUUAGAUAUAUCAAACAAUUACCUACAAUUUAUUCCGAGUACCACUUUUAAACAGAACUCUAAGCUCAUUCAACUCGAUUUAUCGGGUAACAAAUUAUCAGAAUUAGGUUUUUUAUUGUGUACUUUAGAAACUCUUACUUCUCUUAAUGUGUCUAAUAAUUUGUUUGUAAUAAACGACGCGGGUUUGCAAAAAGACAUAACAGCAUUCAUGGAAUCUUGCAGAAACAGCUCUGAGAAAGACCCCGUUUUUGAUUUUACAAACAACAAGAUACUAUGUUCAUCUUGCGAACACAAAUCAACAGUUGAGUGGCUGAUCAAUCGGAAGAGUUACUUCUACAGAUGGACAGAACUACGAUGUAUUGGUCAGUCCGGUCAAUUACUGAUGAUAAACGAACAUUUUUUCGACAGCCUAAAUGAUGCCUGCCUGAGACCGACCAGAAUAGCUUUGGCGACGGCAUUGCCGUUGGUGUUUGUGUUAUCGCUAACUGCCACUCUCUAUGUUCUAUACAAACGUCGGAAAGCUUCGAUGCGGCUUCAGACUCGGGAGAGUCGUAUUGCAGAACUUCAGACAGACGAUGAUCGGUUCGCUGUGUUUCUAGGCUACAGCAUCAAUGACUACGAUUUCGUGCACGAGAACGUUGAAAUGCCACUGAAUCUCCACCUCCAGACCAUUGUGGACACGGACCGGCGCCUCGUGUGCUCGGGUGACACUGACUUCAGGCUAGGAGUAAACCUUCACGACGAGGCGGUCCGCCUUAUGCAACAAUCUAACGUGGUUGUUCUGAUGGUGACAGACUCGUUCUGUACCAGCAACUUUUGUCAGAGCGAGCUGACGUUCGCAAUCAACGAGAACAAGCCUGUGAUCGUGAUGGUGAAGGAGCGAGUAAAUGAGAACAUAAUGCCUCCAAUAUUGAGAAAUCACUUUCAUAGGUACACAAGAAUCGUGUGGAUGGAAACGAACGGACAGUAUCUGCUGAAGACCACUUGGAAUAAUGUUUGCAACUCUAUCCUGGAAUUGUCUUAAAGAAAAAUGUGCCGUUGAUUUAGUUUCACAUAAUUACUCUUAGAUUUUUCGUAUGGUAAAAACACUGCCUUAAUUGUUGAAUAUAUUAUUAAUUUGAAUCAGAAACAUUAAUAUGAUAUAUGUAUUACUAUUGUGCCCGCCAAAACAUUUCAAUGUAAAAUUACAUACUUAUAUUUGAAAUAUUCCAUAUGGUCAUUAACUUGUUGCAUUGUGUCUUUUACAAUGGUGCUGCGAUUGUUUAUAGACAUUACAUGUUGUUUUUGCUGUUGUUGUCGCAUAGCUAUGGUUGUUGUUGAUAUGUAUUGUAAUUUAAGUGAGUUUGCCAAGACAUUCUCCUAUUUCAACAAUCGACUUUGACGUUUGGACACUAUUUUUAUAUUUAUGUUGCCUUCUACCACCCUUUCUUUUAAACCAGUGCUCCUUUUUUAAUUUUCGGGAUUGAUAUCAAAUAAAACUUUUUAAACAUUUAACGACUAUCUUAAGUAUACACUUAUAAUUUUUACAUUUCUAUUCUUUUUAAAUUUCAACUUUAUUAAACAUGGUAAUAUAAUGGUAAUGAAAUACAGUAUUCAAGUUAAUGAUAUAUUGUAAUUAAAUUAGUAUACAAAACAUCAGAGAAAGAAAUAUAUUACGGCAUCUGUCUUACUUUGUGUAAAUAUGAAUACGGCUUACUAUUACAUUGAGAGCACAGUUCCUUAUUAUCAAACAUUUCAUUUUUCCAUUUCGUUAUUUCAAAAUGUUAAAUAACAGUUUCAUUGAGGAAGUUAAACGUUAUAUGUGAUGUUUAAUAGGUAAAAUAUUUGAUCAUGUGAACAUAUAAAAUAGUCAGAGAGUACUUAAUGAAGCGUUCUAAAUGCGGAAGUUUUAAAUACAUAAAGAAAACUAUAACUUACAUAGAGAAAAUGUUCACGAUAUUUGUUUGAAACUGCAAAAAAAAUCACGGAAGACUGAUGUGGUUGUAAGAGGUUAUUAUAAGAUAUUACAAGAUAAGUUUGUCUCUUACCGGCAAUUGAUAUUAAAACCUGUUAGAACUAAGUGGCAGUCUUUAAAGCAUAUAAGUUUUAAAGACCUCUUGUAGAUAUUUCAAAUCUGACAUACAAAUGUUUAAUGAAAAAUAAUUCGUUAUUCUCCAUCCUAGCACUCAUUUAAGUAAAAUCUUAACAAGAAUACAAUUGAGUUUCUUAUUUUUACUAUGAAGGUGAACACAAGUUGAAGGCUCAUUAAAGGCUGUGGGUGCAAUUAAGUGUUGGUAAUGAACAUUUGUUUUCUAAAUGUAGUGUCGAUAGCCCCAGGUUCCAAUGUGGUGAAAUAAAAAACACCAUUCAUUUCGUCUUUAGCUGUUCCAUAUAUUUGAUUACCCUCGGUGAAUUGAAAUUAAAAGGGACAGAACAAAGGUAUCCAUCUGUUUUCGAUAUUUCAUAUUUCAAACUAUCUGAUUAAUCUUGUUAGUGAGAAACUAAAAUUACAAAAUACUUAUUUUAAAAGUCAUUGUAAUUUUACUGUAUUAAUACUAAGAUGUCAAUUCUUGGUACGUUUUUACCAUUUAUUCAUAGUUUAUGCCUUGAGUGUAAUCUUCUUGUGUAUUGGACUUUUCUAUUUUGAAAGUAGUGAGUAAUAUUAUAAUGAUAACCACAUUUAUUGCUUGGAUCAAUUUUCAUAUAAAAUGUAUAUUUCAGUUAAUGAAACUUUAUGUUUGGCUUAUGUUAUGUGUAUUUUAAGUAUGUGUGGCUAUAUGUGUAUAUUUGCAAUUUUAUUGAUGAGAAUCCAACUGUUCAUGAUGUAUACAUGUCAAUAAAUAAUAUAUGAUC
Mya arenaria is the source of this 3653-nucleotide messenger RNA. RefSeq names its product toll-like receptor 5. Gene Ontology annotation, biological process: signal transduction. NCBI's taxonomy places the organism in Eukaryota, Metazoa, Mollusca, Bivalvia, Myida, Myidae. The record is from RefSeq and is a predicted model, not a curated record. Gene Ontology annotation, molecular function: protein binding. The coding region runs from base 25 to 1845 and encodes 606 amino acids. The transcript is spliced from 2 exons.